Molecule: messenger RNA, 4982 nt
Organism: Phymastichus coffea
Lineage: Eukaryota; Metazoa; Arthropoda; Insecta; Hymenoptera; Eulophidae
Product: prominin-like protein
Exons: 13
Coding region: 152-3061 (969 amino acids)
Cellular component (GO): membrane
Source: RefSeq, a predicted model, not a curated record
AACAGCAUCUAGCAGAUAGCUCCUAUAACGGUCCCCCGCGUUACUGGCAGAAAGGCAGUGCGCUGGCGCGGGCAUCCUGCAGCGGAGGCGUCCUCCUCGGCAUUACGAUCAACACACAACAUCGCACGAAAAAUAAACACCGAGAGGAACAAUGCCUCCACCAGCAGUAGCUCGACGCUUCAGCGUCCUUUGCCUCUUUCUUGUGAUAAGCGUGAGAUGCAGUAAUGCUACGAUGGACAAGGAUCUCGAGCGUAAACUCAACGAGACGAUGUCGAAGCAGGUUUCACCGAGGUACACACCAUUAAAUUCAAGCACGCUGCAGGUGCACUACAAUGCUUCUGCGAACUUCAAUCCCAAGGGCAUGGGACAGCUUUACAACAUCACGAAUAUGUUUAUAGAUCUUGUGCAACCUAAACAAGCUUAUCCUGAGGGCCUUAUCAAACUAUCGAACGGCAGCUUCCAAUUCGCCGACGUGAAGACGGAAUGGCGUUUAAUCUUGGGGCACUACGGUGGCUUGGGUGGGUUAGCAAUCGUGUGCCUACUGAUCGCCGCAAUUUUACCCUGUGUAGCGCUGUUUUUCUGCUGUUGCCGUUGUGCCGGUCACUGUGGCGCACGCAGCGAGCCAUUCGACAAGAAGCACGACCACUGUCGCAAAAUCAUGCUGAGUACAGUUCUCAUACUAAUCGCAGCGAUUCUGCCGUUCGGCGUUGUCUGCGCGUUCGUCACCAACGAGUACAUGCAAGACGGCACGAGAGAUCUGCCGAGCAACGCCAAGACGAGCUUGAACGACGUACAGACUUACCUGGCUGCGACGAAAAGCGAGAUCCAGAUUUUACUGAAGGUUAAUUACGACGAAUUGGAGGUUGCUUUGAAUGACAUUCUACAAGCCAGUGGGAAAAUCGUUACCGAUCAGUUGGCUGAAUCCUCGCAUGCCGUUUCCUUGAUGACGCUCAACGACAUUGUCGAGGAUUUGGCGAGUGUCAGUCAGGAUUUGCGAUUGAUGAAUGACAUUACGAGAGAUCUCAGGAGUAAUGCCUCGAGAUUGGAUAACUUUGUGCGCAAAGUCAAGACCAAUCUGCUGCAAACGUUGACGAAAUGCGCCACGCAAGACUGCAAGGAUCUCAUGCACAAGUACAAGAUUAAUCAAAUGGAAGUCAAGGUUCACUUCGACAAGUACACGGACCGGUACUUCCCCAAGCUGCCAGACAAUGACGUUAACAUAGCCCUAAGUAACAUCUCAAAUUUACUCGAUGACAACAUCGUGCAAGAGGUGAGCAAAGGCAAGGAGCAAUUCAUGAACAUCCAGAAGGAGAUUCAACAAGCAGUCAACAAGACCAUUCCAAUCGUAAGCGCGAGUAUUCGUCGUGCUGGUGAUUCUCUGACCGAACAAGCCAAGCAAAUUAUGCAAUUGAUCGAUCGUCUUAAUCUUGAUAUUCGCAAGAAAUACAUACCACAAUUGGAUGUCGCAAGACGAUAUAUCGAUCAAUACUCACCAUACAGAUAUUAUUCGGGACUUAGUACUUCCUGUGUUUUACUCAUGGUACUCAUGUGCUUAACUUUCGGUCUUUGCUGUGGAAUUUGCGGGAAGAGACCUGACGGUUAUGGGGAUGAUUGCUGUAAUAAAGGAUCUGGUGCCAGAUUUUUAAUGUUGGCUGUAUGGAUAAUAUUUUUGCAGACGAGUAUACUGUUGAUAGCAACGGUGGCGCAUAUGGUGACUGGUGUCUUGACCGAACGCGCCGUAUGCGAACCACUUAGGAAUCCCAAUAAUAAUCGUAUGUUCGAGUUAAUCGACGAGUUUCUGGAUAUCAAGAAAGUACUUUAUCCCAAGAAUCCUAAUGCCGAUAUCAAUAUGAGUUACAUUUUAACCCAUUGCCAUAAAAACGAAAGUAUUUACAAAGUGCUGAAACUGCAAUACAUAGUCAACGUGGAAUCCCUACGCGGUUACAUCGAUCAAUACCAGAUCAACGACACGAUUCACCAAUUGGAGAAUCGCAUUAGUUUAUCGCACAAUUACAAGAUAAUUAGCGAAUCAGCACGUGAGAAACUGACAGCAUUAGCCGAGAGUGGUUUGAGUGCCAUCAAAUUCGACCAAUUCACCGAUAACUUACGAGACAAUAUUACCAAUAUUCAUCUCGAUCACUUGGCCGUGAAGUUACGUGAAUUGAGAGAUCGUUUGCCGCCUGGUAACGAUGAUAUUCGAGAUGAUCUCGAGAAAAAUGCAUUCGAUUUGGAAGUUUAUCACAAGAGUAUUGUUGUGCCAAUGACGAAUCUGAGUAAUCAGUUGAGUGACAAGGCUGUGAAGCUGCAAGAGCAUCUCAAGUUUAAUCAUUCAUCCCUUGCUGCGGCUAUUCCGUCGCUCAUCAAGAAAGUUGAUAAGGCACAGGUGUUUAUUAGCCAGGAAGGGCCGGAGCAUGUUAAAGCGCUUGCAGCGGAAUUUGGAAAAGCAUUCCUCUAUCAAGUGAACAGUUACCUAAACUAUGUGAUCGGCAAUGUCUUUGACAACAUCGGCAAGUGCGGGCCUAUAUCAAACGCUUACAAUGCAACGAUCGUAGCUGGUUGUAAUAAAAUCCUCGAUCCAUUUAAUGGAUUUUGGUUGAGCGUCGGUUGGAGUUCACUUUUGUUAAUACCGACGAUAAUACUGUGCGUGAAAUUGAGCACACUGUAUCAAAAGUCAGAUCCUUAUCCUGGACCGCUGGUGGAAGCUGAGUAUUUGUAUGACGCGUAUGCGGACAGGGACAACGUGCCCCUCGCCCACUCGAAUCGUCUGCGCAACAUCCACGACAAGAAAUACGCCAACAGUAGGCAUCACAAUCAUCCAGGUGGAGGUUAUCCGGAAAGUUACGACGGUCCAGGAAUGGGUUACGGUGACCGGGAACGCAUGGUAGAUGUUCAUCAAGGAUCAUCUCAUCACGAAUCGAGAUACUCGGAUUUAGCGCCUAAGAAUUGGGACUUUUCGAAUAGUGGACCUCCAAGGUAUCAACCAGCCGUAGCACCCCCAUUGAGCACUGAAUACGAACGGCCUCCUCCCUACUAUUACCCAGGACCAGGGGAUCGAAAUUAGAAUACGAGUACCGUGGCAUGCACAAAGACGGCAUUGGGUGUAGCAGCGAUGCACAGCCUACAACGUAGCUAUCGACGAGCACUUGGUCGCCGAGGUUACAUCAAACGAGACUAUGUCUAAAAGAAACAACACCUUUAACCACCAGUCAAAAAUUCUGACUACUAUGAUGAUACCGCAAGCAUGUCACGGCUUUUUUAAAACAAUUUUUUUCUCUCUACUCUAGUCCCCUAAAAAAUCAUUCUUAUUUCCUUUUUCUGCGUCAAAAUUUUUCAAGAAACUGCCAAUAAUCGUGAUAUAUGUAUUAAUGUCUAAUUAGGGCAAUAAAAGUGUGUCGGUGCAAUACUCAAGUAUACCGUACGAUCGAACAAAAAUAAAAAUCGGACGCUAACGAUAAUGAUGAUCACAACACGCUAUAAAGCAGUCUGAGCUGUGAAAGCGCGAUCAUCAAAUACUCUUGAUAUAUAUUUGCUUUUCUUUUAUUAUUUUUCCUCUUGUGUCCUUACUAUUAUAUUAUCUUUUUUUCAUUAUGCGUUAGCGCUAUAGUUGUAUUAUUCUUAUUAUUAUUACUGAAUAUCCUCUUUUUUUAAUUAAGGGCGUAAAUUAAUAUUCAACGAGUUUGCGUAAUUAUCUGUUAAUGUAUAGAGUACGCGAAAAGCAAAAAAAAUCAGAAUAAUUGAGCCAUAAGACCAAAUGCAUUUAGCGAUUUAAACAAUUAUGAGUAUAACACAGUAUAACUGUGACCCGAACCCUCUCACCUCUAUUAACAAUUGCCAUUCUUAAAUCUAACGAUAACGAUAAUGUAAUUGGGACUGAUAUACAACUUUCAUUGCCAAAAAAAGGAAACAGAUGCUAUAAUAUGUAUAAUGCGUGAAAUUGAACCAAGGCUGAUUGUUGAGCACAAUAAAGUGUAAUUGAUUAUGCAUUUAAACUAAAGAAAAAGGAAAGAACUGAUUCGAUAAACGAAGCUUUUUUGUUUUCAUUUUAUAAACUAAGUAAGUCGGUUGGUCACGGUAUUUGCUGCAUUUAAACGUUUUACGAUUCUUCAAAUAGCUAUUUAUCGAUAUUCUCCAUUAUGGGAUUUUUCACGAAUACGAUUUAGCUGAGCAAAUGGAUAUAUACAUGUAUCAAUUAACGAGUGUGUACAGCGAUGGUUUUCUAAUGCAACGGAUUAAAGUGUAUACAAAUGCGAUUAGAUUAUGUGUGUGUGUGUGUAGGGAAAGUAUGAUGCGAUAUAAAAGAAAAUAAUUGUAUAUUAAAAUAUGUAAGUGGAAAUAUCAUUAUAAUUCAUUUUUGGUCUCAGAUUUGAAGAAAAGAACAAAAGCGAUAAGCACGAACAAAGUUUUUUUCAUUUGCGCUCUUGCAUUAUCUCUACUCUAUCUGUGUCUAAUUGAACGGAAAUUUCAUAGCGGACGAAGUUGAUUCACUCAAACCAAUUACUCUCUGACUACAAAUAUAUGAAUUGUAAUUCAAUCCAAAUAGACUAGAUUUACGAUAAAAAUAAAGUAAGGGAUUAUUUAGCACAUGAAUUAAGUGUUCUCUCGAUAAAAAAAAUAGAAUAAUAACUUACGAACAAAUUGUAAUGCCUUGUAGCGUUUUGUUUUCUCAUUUUUUAUUGUGUUUUCUUUUCAUUUUUGUUCAUGUUUCGUUAUUAUUGUUCCAUUCAGACGACAGUUGUUCAAUAAUUUCGUUAUUUUUAGUGAAAUGUCGUUGUCGCACAAAAAAUAAUUGUACGCAAUAAAUUCGUAAGGUCAAUUGUCGUUAACGAUGAAGUUUUUCUUUUUUUCCGUCGAAAACUUGUUAAAUGGAUCGGUUAUUGAUAUACAUCGUGACCAUUUUACUUGUAUCUUGUAAUUAUCUAAUUAUUAUUGCUAUUCUUAUUAUGACAUAAAUUGAUGUAUCAUCACAAUUAAAAAAUAAAUCU